CUUUUAACUCUGUAUUUACAGUACAUUUCGAAAGUGACCUUAACUUCAAAUAUCGGUUUUAAUUGUAAUUCAUAUUUAAUAACGAUUUCCAGUAUAUAGUGUCCAUACAGUCACCGCUAUAUCAAACACUCAGCGCUAAUAAAAGGGCCAAUAAUUGGCUUCAAAAGCAAUUAAAUUGACAAAAAUUGUGCCAAAAUCUGGACUCAUAUCUCAUUUCGACAUAACAUUGAAAACUAUUUUUUUAGAGUUUAUGCGAACCUCUCAUCAGAUAUUCAUUAAUUAAAUAAAGUUUUUUAAAAUAAAUAUAAUUAUUAAUGAAUAGAUUGUUUGGCAUAACUGUUAGCACCGGUAGUCGUCAUAUAAAGCGCAGUCUGUUUGCCAGUAAUACAAUCAAACCAAUCGCCAAAUCACAGAUAAGAAGUAUGUCUUCGGGAGUGGCCGCCGAUCGCAUCAAAGACACCGAACCCAGCGUUUGGGUUGAAUUCAUUCAAUUGGCUCAGGACUAUAAACCACUGAAUUUAGGACAAGGCUUUCCAGACUUCGCUGCCCCUCAGCACGUGUGCAAAGCCCUGUCCGACGCCACUCUCAGCCAAGACGUCCUCCUCAACCAAUACACCCGCGGAUUCGGACACCUGAGACUCGUGAACGCCUUAAGCAAACUGUACUCAAAGCUGGUCGGCCGUGAGAUUAAUGCCCAGAAGGAGGUGCUGGUGACUGUCGGCGCCUAUGAGGCCCUGUUCUGUGCCUUCAUGGGUCUCGUGAACCCGGGCGACGAAGUCAUUAUCAUUGAGCCCUUCUAUGACUGUUACGAACCCAUGACUGUUAUGGCCGGC
Oppiella nova is the source of this 833-nucleotide messenger RNA. The record is from the annotation of a GenBank genome assembly. Lineage: Eukaryota; Metazoa; Arthropoda; Arachnida; Sarcoptiformes; Oppiidae.